This is a messenger RNA of Heterobasidion irregulare TC 32-1, 1567 nucleotides long. RefSeq lists its product as uncharacterized. The transcript has 7 exons. Lineage: Eukaryota; Fungi; Basidiomycota; Agaricomycetes; Russulales; Bondarzewiaceae. Gene Ontology annotation, molecular function: protein binding. Bases 39 to 1400 code for a protein of 453 amino acids. The record is from RefSeq and is a predicted model, not a curated record.
CAGCGCUCUAAGCUCAAACGCUACGACAGACGACGGUCAUGGUUUCUGCUGAAAAUCUCAACUACGAUGUCUUGGAACUCAUAUUCACCUUCCUCUUUCUCAAUGAUCUUGCCGCCGUUUCGCAGGUCAGUCGGUCAUUUCGAGCUGGAUGCAUCCCUCGCCUGUACAAGACUAUCAUUUUUCGUCACGACUUGGCGAAACGGUACCCGCGACUCAUGUCUCCAUUUGCUGUGAUCUUGGCACAUCCGUAUCUUGCAGUCCAUGUUCGUAGAAUUGACAUACGUUCCAUCCCUGUCCUCCAUUCCCAGCACUCAUCGCAAGCUCACCCUGCUUUCCUUCGGGACUGCAUUGACGUGAUCGCUAAAUCCUCAAACCUGAUAUCAUUCACGUGCACUCCGUUCAACAGUUUGCCCCCGUUUCUUCCAUCGCUACAAGAAAAGGGGCGCCUACAGAGCCUCCGCAUCAGCGCAAGCAGCCUGGCUAGCGAUGCUUCUGCGAAGCUUCUUCACCUCUCUGGCAUCAAAAGCCUCACCCUCGAGAACGCGUCGUGGAUCGUGGUCGAUUCUCUGCCAAAGUGGAUGGAGUCGUUACAGUCAAGCAUCACCUAUUUAACUCUCUAUAUGAUAUCAGACCUCAAUUCUAACAUCCUCACGUCCAUGCUACCGUAUCUACCUAGACUGCGAGGCUUGCACAUAAUCGGCUGUCCGGGCGUCGACCAUGUCGCUAUUGUUCACGCUCUACGCCACUUUCCACUUCUUGAAAGCCUUGCCUUUUCAAUGUCUGACACCAAUCGCUCCCUCCCCGAGCACAUCCCAGACUUGUCCCUCACCCACCUCCGUCACCUAGCCAUCGACUCCGAGAUAUACGGUCGUCUCUCAGCUCCUACAACGCCUGGCAUGUGGUCCUCACUUUUUACGACCUUACAACUAUGGGCCUCGCCGCUCAUGUCAGUCGCGUUGAAACCGUCGACUAAGGGAUCAUGUCAGGCGUUCUUGGAGGAAAUGAUCGAAUUUCACGCAUCUACUCUCAAAUACCUGAGUAUUCUCAACUGCUCGCUCAACAUUAAUAACAUCGCAGACAUCGCGGAGAAGUGUAUAGCGCUCGAGAGGUUGGCUAUGCCCGUCGCAGACGUGCGCGAUCUUACUGGCUUCCGGCUAGCGCUCAGGAUAUCAUCAUCUAUACACACUCUCAUUGAUGUCGGCGUUUCACAUACAUCACAUGGCCCGCGUGUGUCACUCACGAACGGCCCCGUUCGUCGAAUGAUGGAAGAGAUCCCUUGCUUGAGGAAAGUCGUCAGCGAGACUAGACACUGGACGGGUACACCAAGCCCGAAUGGUAUCCAAGUGACACUUGAACGCAAGAAACAUGGUGCUUCGUCGCAUUGGUUUCUGCCACCUUAAAACCCUCCUCAAGUCUACGUGCAUCCUCAAAAGCGAUUGUCAUACCUUUCAUCGUUCUACAGACCCCAGCCUAACAAGUAUCAUACGCAUCGAUGUUAACAUUCAGUCUCGCAGUUUGUUUCCAUUUUCAUCCUUCAGUAUCCUAUCUUUUUGCUAUGGCCCAGAUC